GUCACAUGUCACGUAAAAUUUAGGAAUUUCUGGCACUUUGCACUUUUCUUUCAAAACAAACCAGGGAGAAAGACCAAAAACUCAGAAUAAGUUUCAGUUUAUAGUUUUUCUUAUUUUAUGUCGCGUUUCCCGUUCCGUUCCCGAUCCCAAACAAUAAGAUAAGAAGUUAUGGCGGUUGCGGGAUGCAGAGGUAUUUCAAGGGUUUUGGAGAAACUAGAAAACUCCAUCAAAAAUGGAGAGUAUUAUGAGGCCCAUCAAAUGUAUAGAACUUUAUAUUUUAGGUAUUUAAAUCAAAAGAAAUAUAAAGAACUAAAGGAAAUGUUCUAUCAAGGAUCUAUGCUGUUUCUGGACGCUAACCAGAAAGCUUCAGGAGCUGAUUUAGGUACUCUACUAGUUGAAGUACUUGAUAAGUCAGAAGACACCAACUAUGAGGCCUGGUCUCCAAAGUUAGCUGCAAUUUUUUUGAAGAUUGGUCCUUUGCAUGCCACUGAAAGGGAGAGUUUUUUGUGUAAAGCUGUAAAAUGGUCUGCACAAGGUAGUACACAAGGUCAUCCUUCUUUACAUCAGCACAUAGCAAAAAUCUACUGGGAUGAACUGAAUUACGUACAAGCCAGACACCAUUACGUCCUGUCCGAAGAUGGCAAAAGCUGCGGAAAAUUACUUAUAGAAUUUCAACUGACCAAAGGUUUUAAAUCUGAGGUGGACCUAUUCGUAGCACAGGCGGUCUUGCAGUUUCUUUGCCUUAGAAAUCAGAAUACGGCAAACCAGACGUUCACUACUUACACAGAGAACCAUCCGAGAAUAAGGAAGACUGAGCCACCAUAUUUGCUACCUUUGCUAAAUUUUAUUUGGUUUUUACUGAGGGCUGUAGAAACAAAGAAACUUCAGACUUUUGCGGUCUUAUGCGAGCAAUAUCAAAAAUCAAUAGAACGGGAUCCAUGUUAUUUACAGUAUUUAGAUAAAAUAGGACAAAUAUUUUUCGGUGUAAAGCCUCCUGCGAAAAAGAAGUCUGGAGGACUCUUUGGAAAUUUUAUAGAAAGUUUCUUAGGAGGUUUAGAUGAUGAAAGUGAUGAUGAAGUAAACGAACCCAAUCGACCACAGGCUGCGUCAACGUCGAGGCGGCUAGUCGAAAAUGCCGAUUUGGACUAAAAAGAGCAGCAGUUGUAAUUAAAUACCUUAUUAAUAUUUUCUCGGAGGAAACAUUGUCCCGAAAAAUACACUUCUUCAGAAGAAUUAAAAAAAUGAUUAACAAAGUGAACGCCUUAAUAAAUUUAUUACGCUUUUUUUUAUUUAAAUAUUAACAACUUUUUAUUGACAAAAUGUUAUUUUUUAGGAUGUCACAAAUUAUUAGUAAGCGGCUCAGAGGAAUCAUAUUUGCGGUUAAAUUAAACUUUAAAAUUUACUGUAGCUUCGAAAAGUAAAACUUGUGUUUAAAUUAUGUUUUUGAGACGAUAUAAAUUAUAUAAAGUAUUUGCCAAAAUAAACAGUACCGAAUCUAAAAAUGA
Messenger RNA from Anthonomus grandis grandis, 1505 nucleotides. Its product is annotated as Golgi to ER traffic protein 4 homolog. Gene Ontology annotation, molecular function: protein binding. The record is from RefSeq and is a predicted model, not a curated record. The coding region runs from base 169 to 1149 and encodes 326 amino acids. Lineage: Eukaryota; Metazoa; Arthropoda; Insecta; Coleoptera; Curculionidae. The transcript is spliced from 6 exons. Gene Ontology annotation, cellular component: cytosol; BAT3 complex. Gene Ontology annotation, biological process: protein insertion into ER membrane.